AUGUAUUUCCUCGUCCCCCUAAUUCCAUUCCUCCUUUCGGCUAUAACUCUAUCCCAAGCCGCUCCCGCAGGAAACAGUAUCAACACCGAUACAACCACCAAAACCACCAAGACUGCCCAGCUCAACAUCUCCAACUUACCUGUCGGAGCCAUAAUCACCCACUGUACUAUUCCAGGCACAAUCGCCCUCACUUUCGACGAUGGCCCGUACAUCUACACACCCCAGAUACUAGAUAUACUCGCCGAACACGGUACAAGAGCAACCUUCUUCCUCAACGGCCAUAACAGAGGAAACAUCGAUACGUCACCCGAGGUAGUGCAGCGCACAUUGGCGGAAGGACACCAGCUAGGAUCUCAUACAUGGAAUCACCCCUCCCUCGACACCCUCUCAUACCAAGAAAUCGUACAGCAGAUGACACUCCUCGAAGAAACCUUCAUGCGCAUCCUAGGCUUCUUCCCGACCUAUAUGCGCCCCCCAUUCCUCAGACAUACGCCCGUCGUCCUCGGCGCCAUGGCUGAUCUGGGAUACCACGUUAUUGGGGCUAGUGUUGAUACGAAGGACUACGAGAAUGAUAACCCUGAUACGAAUUGGAUUAGCUUUGAGAAGUUCUUGAGGGAGGUUGAUGCUGGUGGGACCAUUGUGUUGGCGCAUGAUUCGCAUCAGCAUACGGUCGAGAUUUUGGUGGAUAAUAUGCUUGCGUAUGUUAAGAGGAGGGGGUUGAGUGCUGUUACUGUUGGCCAAUGUCUUGGUGAUCCGUCUGAGCAUUGGUAUCGUGCUGGGAGGUAG
Penicillium egyptiacum is the source of this 786-nucleotide messenger RNA. NCBI's taxonomy places the organism in Eukaryota, Fungi, Ascomycota, Eurotiomycetes, Eurotiales, Aspergillaceae. The record is from the annotation of a GenBank genome assembly.